AUGGUGUUUCUCAACUUGCUGACAUUUGGCCUCUGGGGAAAGCUUGGACGACUCACUCAUUAUGCCGUGGAUGCGGUUCUCAUCUCGACUAUCCUCGCGGGCAUGAGGCGCUCGACCGGCCUAACUUUCAACACCGAGCGCGUGACUGUCGGCGAGACUAAGGAGGCCAAUAAGUGGAUAGAAAAGUACCUGGGCGUCGGCGAAUGGGUCAUGGAUCAGUCCGUCGCGAUAGCCGGGUCCAGCGGCUGGUUCCAGCGGACCCGAUGA
Daldinia childiae is the source of this 267-nucleotide messenger RNA. RefSeq lists its product as uncharacterized. Gene Ontology annotation, cellular component: cytoplasm. NCBI's taxonomy places the organism in Eukaryota, Fungi, Ascomycota, Sordariomycetes, Xylariales, Hypoxylaceae. The record is from RefSeq and is a predicted model, not a curated record. Bases 1 to 267 code for a protein of 88 amino acids. The transcript is spliced from 4 exons.